UUCUACCGGCCGUUCCUGAAACAGCUUUACGCACGAUGGAGGUCCACAUCCUCGUGCAGGAAGUGCUCACGGACUGAGAUGGCAGACCUCGCUCCCCGGGAAAAUGAGCCUGUGAUAUAUUUCCUGUGGAAAGAGGAAGGAGCCAACAUGAAGGAAAAUGUGGCAUCUAGAGUGGUUUUCAUUUUGCUACUUUUUCUCAACGCCAGCCUUCUGAAUGGACAGUCACCUCCUGGAAAACCCAAGAUCAUUAAAUGUCGUUCUCCUGGAAAGGAAACGUUCACCUGCUGGUGGGAGCCAGGGGCAGAUGGAGGACUUCCUACCAAUUACACGCUGACUUACCACAAGGAAGGAGAGACACUCAUCCAUGAAUGUCCAGACUACAAAACUGGGGGCCCCAACACCUGCUACUUUAGCAAGAAGCACACCUCCAUAUGGAAGAUAUACGUCAUCACAGUAAACGCCAUCAACCAGAUGGGAGUCAGUUCCUCGGAUCCACUUUAUGUGGAUGUGACUUACAUAGUUGAACCAGAGCCUCCUGCGAACCUGACUUUGGAAUUAAAACAUCCAGAAGAUAGAAAACCAUAUCUAUGGAUAAAAUGGUUUCCACCCACCCUGACUGAUGUAAAAUCUGGUUGGUUCAUGAUCCAGUAUGAAAUUCGAUUAAAACCUGAGACAGCAACUGAUUGGGAGAUUCAUUUUGCUGCGAAGCAGACUCAGCUUAAGAUUUUCAGCUUAUAUCCAGGACAGAAAUACCUUGUGCAGGUUCGCUGCAAGCCAGACCAUGGAUAUUGGAGUGAGUGGAGCCCAGAGAGCUCUAUCCAGAUACCUAAUGACUUCCCAGUGAAUGAUACAACCGUGUGGAUCUUUGUGGCCGUCCUUUCUGCUGUCAUCUGUUUGAUUAUGGUCUGGGCAGUGGCUCUGAAGGGCUAUAGCAUGAUGACCUGCAUCCUCCCACCAGUUCCAGGGCCCAAAAUAAAAGGAUUUGAUAUUCAUCUGCUGGAGAAGGGCAAGUCCGAAGAACUUCUGAGAGCUCUGGAAAGCCAAGACUUCCCUCCCACUUCCGACUGCGAGGACUUGCUGAUGGAGUUCAUAGAGGUGGAUGACAGUGAAGACCAGCAGCUGAUGCCACGCCCCUCCAAAGAACACAUGGAGCAAGGCGUGAAGCCCAUGCACAUGGAUCCUGACAGUGACUCUGGCCGGGGCAGCUGUGACAGCCCUUCGCUCUUUUCUGAAAAAUGUGAUGAACCUCAGGCCCAUCCCUUCAAGUUCUAUACUCCUGAGGGCCCUGAGAAACUGGAGAAUCCCGAAACAAACCUUACAUGUCUCCAGGCCCCUCAGAGCACGAGCAGGGAAGACAAAAUCCCCUAUUUUCAUGCUAACGGACCCAAAUCUUCCACAUGGCCUUUCCCGCAGCCACCCAGCCUGCACAACCCCAGAUAUUCUUACCACAACGUUGCUGACGUGUGUGAGCUGGCCCUGGGCAUGGCAGGUACCACAGCCACUUUGCUGGACCAAACAGACCAACAUGCUUUAAAGCCCUCGAAAACCAUUGAGACUGGUGGGGAAGGAAAGGCAGCCAAGCAGAAGGAGUCAGAAGGCUGCAGUUCCAAGCCUGACCAAGACACGGAGUGGCCACUGCCCCAAGACAAAACCCCCUUGAUCUCUGCUAAACCCUUGGAAUAUGUGGAGAUCCACAAGGUCAGCCAAGAUGGAGUGCUGGCUCUGUUCCCAAAACAAAAUGAGAAGGUCGGCGCCCCUGAAACCAGCAAGGAGUACUCGAAGGUGUCCCGGGUGACGGAUAGCAACAUCCUGGUGUUGGUGCCAGAUCCUCAAGCGCAAAACCUGACUCUGUUAGAAGAACCAGCCAAGGAGGCCCCGCCAGCCCUGCCAUAGAAUCCAGCCGAGGCUGACCUGGCUGUCUCCCCUGCAACCCCAGGCAACUGCAGACUCCAGUUGGGUUAGGGACUGGGUCCCACAGGUUUUAUGCACUCUUGCAGUGAGAGUUAUGGAAGGAUGGGUUGAACUGUGAUUUUCCUUCAGGGAACACUACAGAGUACGUGAAAUGCACUCUCGCAGAGAGGGCUCAAGAGCAGGGUUAGAAUGACACUACCCAACUCCCAGUUCACUCUUCAUUCUCUGUAUUUCCAACCAGUUGCCUCUUUUUCCAACAGCUGAUUCCAGAACAAAUCGUUCCAUCUUGUGUGAUUUGUAGAUUUACUUUUUACUAUUACUUAUCAGAUUAUGUGUUCAAUGAUAUAGAAGCACAUUGCCUAGUAUUCUUGAGAGACAGUGCCAACAGGUGUAUUCUCUGGAAAAGGCCUUCAUGGUUUUGUAUGUGACAGAGGGGUAUAAGUCAGUCAAAAUUGUUUACCAUGGGAAGAUGGUAGAUAGGAGAGAAAUGCCAUGAAAACCACUCUUGAAGACCAGUUGCUUAACCUUUGCACUCCUCUUUCAUUUUAUUAGGAUUAACCAAAUACAAUGCACUUAAAAAGUUUCAUUCUAGAACACCUGACAAAUUGUUUACAUCCGUUCCUAUUACCUUAAUGACACAUUGCCAAUAUGCAAGUAAACAGGAUGCCUCCAGUUUUUUCUUAAAAUCGUUUGAAUUUAUUAAGCAUGGAUUUUACCCCUAAAUUGUAUAUCAUUCUGAAACUUCUAGAGAAUAGGGUUUUAGAAAGUGAAAUUUUCUUACACAGGAGGCAAAUGAGUUUCAUGUGGUGAAUCCUUCUAAAAUGUUUUCCUGUUUUAUUUCAGCAUGAUAGAUAAUUUAUUACACACCCUAGUCUUCUGUUAGUGAAAAAAAAAGUCCCAAAAGACUAACUUUAAUUUAAAAUAUAAUCAUAGCAGGAUGCUAACAGAAGUAUUGCCUUACUGUAUAUACAAAUUCUACUUUAAUAUAAACCCAUAAAUUUAACAAUGUAUUUUUGAAGACUAUUUUUCUAUCACUUAAGUAAAAUAAAAGACUAUUUUCUAUCUUCCCAGUACAGCCUGUUUACGUAUUCAGCGGGUACAGUAUUUUCUGCUAUGAGGUUAUAAUGAGUAUUUUCAGUACACGGUGAUAUAUGCAGUCCCUGUUUGUGGAAUAAAAUGCCAUACCAAGCCAAAGCCCAUUGAGGAAUAGGAAGUGGAUGACAAAAUUCGAUUUCCAACAUAGUGUAGUAUAGUUUUUCUGAUUCUUUUUAUCUCCAGGAUACUUUAAACAGCAAUCAAGAAACUAGAGUUUUAGGACUCUCCACAGACUGAAAAUUACUUCUCUUGUAAUUUAGGGCCACUCUGGGGGUUCUGCUCUUCUCUGGGUGAAAAUUUUCACUUCUCUGUGAAAUUUUCACUUCUCUGGGUAAAAAUUCAUAAAGAUGAAAUUUUCACUUCUCUGGGUGAAAAUUUAUAAAGAUGAAAAAGGAGAGUGGGAACACCUAACAUACUGCCUUAGAGAGAGAGAGUUCUGGUUUUGUUUUUCUGAGCAAUCUUGGGCAAAUCCAUUGGUGUGUUUACUUCUUAAGCUGGAACACAAAGAAUCUGAGCUCCCUCUGUGAGUUAGAUAUUCCAGCCCAAUAAGUCCAUCUUGACAGGAACGGGACUCCAAGGUUGGCUGAUGUGUGAAAGUGAACACACUGCCAGAGCUCCCAGAAAUGCAAAAGUAACAUAUCUGAGGCUCUAUUCUCCCAAUACACACACAACCAGUUAACAGUGAGGGAGCCGUUGGGGAAGAUUGUCCAAGUUUAUUAGCCCCCUAGAUCCUUGCUACUCAAAAUAAGGUCUGAGGACCAGCCAUACCCGCAAGUAUGGGCGCUGCUUGGAAAUGCAGAAUCUCUACCCUCGCCACCCCCACCCACCAGAAUCUGCAUUUUGCUAAGAUCCCCAGAUGAUUCAAGUACACAGUGAAGUUUGAGAAGCAUUGCCCUAGCAGAUCAUUUCCACUAAAGCUGAUUUUAGUGCCUGGAGCAGUUCUUUCCUGGAAAGUACAGGUCGAGUCUGUUUGACUUGCAGUGAACAGUACUGUCAUAAAAAGGUAUCAUUUUAAAAAAUCUGUUAGUGGUUUGGUAUUCACAUAAUGGAAGAGAAUGAUCUGCAAAAGCACAUACAACUUCUAAGAGGGUCAGGGAAUAUAUCCCACCUUGAGAAGCAUUGACCAAAGACUUGGACCUUCAAAGCCAGCACAGACCAAAUCUUUCUCAAUAUAGUCCCGUCUCCUCCAAGAUGCCUAUGAACCGCUCUGAUAGUGUGAAAUUCUGAUAGAAUUCAAAAAUAGUCUUUUGAUGUAUAAUUUGGCAUAUAUGGAAAAAACUGUCAUGGCUGAAGACUCAAACUAAAUUCUUUAAAAAACACCAGUUAGUAAGUAGAUUACUGUCAAUCAUUAAGUAAAGCCACGGCUAUAAUUCUCGGUCACUUAGCACUCUUUAAUGAAUUGCGUUUUGUUUUUUUUUUCCCGUGGUCUAGCUUAUUUUCUAUCAAGGAGUCCUCUAGUUGAGUGGAAGUGUGCAGAUUAAGAGUCAGGAGACCCAGCUUCUAGUGCUAAUUAUGUUAGCUUAGCUCAACUCUCUUCUCUGGAUCUCAGUUUGCUCUGAAUGAAAUGCUAGGCCAAAUAAUCUAUAACGUCCUUUUAAACUGUGAAUCCUUAAUUCCAUGAUUCACUCAAUAGUGUCCAGCAAAGAUGAUUAACCAAUGCCUUGUAUCAUAAUUAAGCUUACAAAUAAUUGCCCUUUAUCAUAGACACAUGUCCUCUUCAGUGAUGUGCCCAUUUUGUUUCACUUUUUUCUUUUAUUUUUUUAGUUGGAGGACAGUUGCUCUAUAAUAUUGUGUUGGCCUCUGCCACACAUCAACACGAAUCAGCCACAGGUUUAAAUCAUCAAUGCCAACUAAUCCUAACAUAUUGUACAUGCAUUUUACAAAUUAUGUAGGUAUAGAAUCAUAGUCUAAGAUGAUGUGCAAAUAUGUGUGUAGAGAGAAGCAGAGAUUUUUUUUUUUAAAGAUAUUGAAAGAGGCUCUGACUUUUAGGGACAAAAUGCUUUUCUUAUACUAGGCUGCUGAUUCUGGUUUGCAAUUUUUUUGUUGUUGUUGUUUUCAUCUUAUGGAUUAUGAACCACCAUUGCACAGUUGGUGGCAGAGAUUUUAUAAAUCUCUGAUUUAUAAAAAGUCAUAUUUUUAUAAGUAAACACUUCAAGCUACAAACCACAUGGAAAUAGGAUAGCCAGUGGGUGAUUUAUGGAAGCUUAUAGCUCAAACUGCAAAAUCUUCUCUAGUCAGUUCUAGCAAAUGGGUACAAGGCACCUCAGAUGAGCACAAGUCAUAAUCAGUCACGUCGCUGAUAUGUAACUGACUCUCCAUUCUCCUAAGUGCCUAAGGCCAAUCCCAGCUGGUUUGGUCCAAAGUUGGUCAAUCCCUCACCAUCUGUACAAGAUGAAGGAGUUUGACUCUGUCCUGUAGUGACGCAACUGAAAGAGAGAAUCUGAUGAGCAAGCAGAGGCACCUGAGCUCCAGCGUGCAGCUUAGCUGGGGAAGGUCUGUCCCCCAACUUUCUCCAGGCUGCCUGCCACUGCCCAUCACUUGCAGAAAGACGUGAUCCAGCCAGUCAUAAUUUUAUUAUCUCUUUAGAGUAGAUAUGAAAGAAUCAGAUUUGUACACAUUUUACAAAGUGCCUUUUUUUUUUUUUUUGAAGUUUUCUUUUCACAAGAAAAGUGUAUUGAUUAGACAGUAAAUUUUACAUUUUAAGUAAAUGAAUGAAAAAGCCAGAAAGGGAAUCAUUAAAUGGUCUAAGGUCCAAUCAGCAACCAUUGAGUAGAUUUUAAUUUAUUGUUUAAUUGAAUUAACACACAGCUGAUGUGAAUAGUGUAACUUAUUUUGAUAAGAAAUUGACUCUGGCUAAGAUUUUGGAAUAAGUCUGCCACCCUGUUACUUGAGACCCUCAAUUUAAAAACACAUUGAUGCACUUUUAAAUGGCUUUGAAUUGCAUACCAGGGCCUGAAAAGGGCAAUGGCGUACCAUGGAACUUGGCACACGUGCAGAAAGACAUAAAAGCCUCCGGAUUAUGGUCCGCAGAAUUGCUGAUGUAGAUUUGUCAUUGAUGAAAGCCUCUAGUGAACCAAUUUGUUUUUCUGCCUUUUCAGCCCAUGCAUCAUUAAUAUAGUCGCUAGGGUAGUGGGCUGAGCACUCAAUUUCCGGUUGCCAGUAAACAGGCUGUGUGAUCUUAGCAAGUCCUUUAAAAGCUACUCACUAGUUCCCUCAUCUGUUAAAUGAGUGGUUUGGCCUAAGAUGUUUCUAAGACCUCUUCCGGCUCUAACAGUCUUUGAUGCGCAUGAUCUGAGUAAAAUCCAGGGUUUCAGUAAAUGACCCAGGGACAGUUCAGGGAAAUACUGCUGAUGAUCCCUUAGCCUGAAGUAGUGGACAGUGUGGCUUUAACAAUGCUGAAGAGAAAAACAGGUCUACUCCUGCAAGUCCCAUCGAUUUCAUUUAACAUCCUUUGCUCCUCUUCUUAGCUGUCCACCUUGUAGGCUUUUAAUGCUCUCACUUAGGGCCUCCAUUUCUCCUGAGAGUUCAUUAUGUACAGUAGCAACCAUAGGAUUUUCAAGAAACUAAAUUAUUCAUAAAUAAUGACUUUGGCCUGAGUCAAACAUUAAAUUGGCCAUAUAGAUAUCAAGGCCCAAGUUGAAGGUCACAACUUACCUUAUUUACGGAGCCACAGGCUUAGAGAUUCUAGCUCAGUUUCAUCCAUUAAUUCAUUUAUUCAAAGGCCAUUAAUAAAUCCAAGCUACAAUGAAGACUCUGUUGUGGAGGUCUUUUUUUUUUGCUUUAUUUUUAUUUUUAUUUUCACACACACACACACACACACACACACCCCACAUUUUCUUUAUCCAUUCAUCCAUUUAAAAAAAAAUUUUUUUAUAUAUUGUAGUGGUUUUUGCCAUGCAUUAACAUGAAUCAGCCAUGGAUUUACAUAUGUUCCCCUUCCCGAUCCCCACUCCCGCCUCCCUCUCCAUCCCAUCCCUCUGGGUCUUCCCAGUGCACCAGCCCUGAGCACUUGUCUCAUGCAUCCCACCUGGGCUGGUGAUCUGUUUCACCCUUGAUAGUAUACUUGUUUCAAUGCUAUUCUCUCAGAUCAUCCCACCCUCGCCUUCUCCCACAGAGUCCAAAAGUCUGUUCUGUAUAUCUGUGUCUCUUUUUCUGUUUUGAAUAUAGGGUUAUCAUUACCAUCUUUUUAAAUUCCAUAUAUAUGCGUUAGUAUACUGUAUUGGUCUUUAUCUUUCUGGCUUACUUCACUCUGUAUAAUGGGCUCCAGUUUCAUCCAUCUCAUUAGAACUGAUUCAAAUGAAUUCUUUUUAAUGGCUGAGUAAUAUUCCAUGGUGUAUAUGUACCACAGCUUCCUUAUCCAUUCAUCUGCUGAUGGGCAUCUAGGUUGCUUCCAUGUCCUGGCUAUUAUAAACAGUGCUGCGAUGAACAUUGGGGUGCACGUGUCUCUUUCAGAUAAAGUCCUCUAUUGCUCCUCUAUUACUCCUUAAUUUUCAUUUUCAUUCUCAUAUAUUUUUACUAUUUUUUUAAUUAAAAAUUUUUUUUUCUUUUUUUUCCUUUCUUUUAUUUUCUUUUAAAGUCCUCUAUUACUCCUUAAUUUUCAUUUUCAUUUCACUAUAACCUUGCAAAAAAAAAAGACCUUAUUUUUAAAGCAAACUUCAUAUAUAUUUCUUAAAUUUUUUGUGUUUUUGUUGUGGAGGUCUUAAGCAGAAACUUAAAAAUGCAAAAUGAUUGCUCCAGAGUUUAUAACCUAACCAGAAAUUCUAUUUAUAGGUAUGACCUGGACUUAUUUCAUGACCAGUGUACAUAUCAUCUGCAAAUCAAAUAGUUCUCUCCCUAGAUUUGUGUAUUUCAAGGUGAUUUUAGCUCUGAGACCUUCACAUGGUUACCUAUUUCAGUAAAAGGAAACAGAUAGAAAAACAGAAUGUGGGGGGCUUUCCUGGUGGUCCAGUGGCUGGGAAUCAGCACUUCCAAUGCAGGGGGCCUGGGUUCCACCCCUGGUCAGGGAACUAAGAUCCCACACGCCACAGGGCAGCUAAGCCGUAUGCCACUUGGAAAUCCUGCAUGCCACAGCUAAGACCUGGCACAGCCAAAUAAAUAAAAAUAAAAUAUUUUUUAAAAAGAAAGAAAAAUAAGAUGUUUCUAAAUGUCUGGGCAUCUCAGGAUUACAUAGAAUGCCAAAAGUAACCUGCUAAACUUGGAUUUUUUUGGACAUAGUGACUCUAUUCAGUGUUCUGAGUUUAUGGCUAAGAGAUAUACAUAUGCCCAUGACUGUUUUGUCCACAUUGAUUCCUUUGAUUUAUGCUCCAAUUUCAUGUCAGGAAGCACUGAGAUGAGUAAAGUGGGAAAACAUACUCUGUUUAUGUGGUUGUGGUCAAUGAAAAGAGAGACCUUUAACCAGUCUGGUACUUAACUUUUUACCUGCUGCUGAUAAAAAGAAAAAAACAACUCUAAAAACUUUAGCUACUUAAGUAGUAAUAUAAAAACCAGUAGUUUCAUAUUAUGGUCAAAUCACACUUCACCUGGAUACAUUCCAAAAUCUAAUCUGAGUUUUUCCAUGCAAAUUUCAUGUAUCCUAAGGAGGUGGGGAAAUCUUGUUAUAUUAUCGGAAAUUGAAAAAUUGUAUGGCAAAGAGUCUCUUGAACAACAAUUUGUUUUAUGAAAUUCCUGAUAAAAUGAUUUUGAAGUUUUAAAAGUAACCACUUCCCUUCUUAUCCUAAUGUCCUUCCUUCAAAGCUGCUUAUUGUUUAGAAAUGAUGUCACAUCUCCCACUUUGACUAUUUUCAGUGGCAUAGCUGUGCAUUUGCCAUGUGAUAAUCCUGACUUUUAACUGUUAUAUGAUUUUAUGUUAUGUUGCUUUAUGUGGUUCAAAAACUGUAUGACACAUUGAGAUAUAUAAUCCUAUUGUGAAACUCACUGUGUACUACAAAGAAAAAUAAUUAUUUCAUGAGUUAGAAUCUAUCCAUAUAUAUUUCAAUGUGAUUGUUUCUAUAUCUGGAAAACAAGACUGAAAAAAAUAUGUAAUCAUAUCUUUCUGUUGAAACCGUGAAUGUGCUAAUUUUUUUUGUUAAUCUUUGUUUAGAAGUAGUAUGAGUUGCCGUUGUACAGCUGAUCUGGGGUAAGUGUUUAAGGUACAAUCCAACAAUUGUUUAAAAGUCAAGUCAACCCCUCGACUUUGCUACAUGUGACCUUUGAUACUUCUGGGGCGUUUUUUGCAUAAUGAGGCUUGCAUUUCCUGCUUGAUAAGUCAUUUCAAACAAUUUUCAUGUCUCAUGCAGAAACCAAAGCAACCUAGAACUGGCUGUUAGGGAUCUGUGUCUUCUGUAAAGCCAUAUUGAAGUGAAGGCUACGGGAUAGCCAAAGGUUCCAUAUUUUCAAAGCUACCACUACCUCUGCUUUUUCUCUUUUCCUAAAAAAUGCCAAACAAAAUUCUUCAACAUUGCAUAGGAAAUUAGAAGUGAUUGUUACAAGUUGCUGGGGUCUUGUUUUGUUUUUUACAUGAAGAUAUGUUCAGUUCAGUUCAGUCACUCAGUCGUCUCCGACUCUCUGCGACUCCAUGAAGCACAGCACGCCAGGCCUCCCUGUCCAUCACCAACUCCCGGAGUUUACCCAAACUCAUGUGCAUCGAGUCGGUGAUGCCAUCCAGCCAUCUCAUCCUCUUGUUGUCCCCUUCUCCUCCUGCCCCCAAUCCCUCCCAGCAUCAGAGUCUUUUCCAAUAAGUCAACUCUUCUCAUGAGGUGGCCAAAGUAUUGGAGUUUCAGCUUCAGCAUCAGUCCUUCCAGUGAACACCCAGGACUGAUCUCCUUUAGGAUGGACUGGUUGGAUCUCCUUGCAGUCCAAGGGAGUAAGCAUCUUUUAAUUUCAUGGCUGCAAUCACCAUCUGCAGUGAUUCUGGAGCCCAAAAAAUAAAGUCUGAAACUGUUUCCACUGUUUCCCCAUCUAUUUGCCAUGAAGUGAUGGGACCAGAUGCCAUGAUCUUAGUUUUCUGAAUGUUGAGCUUUAAGCCAGCUUUUUCACUCUCCUCUUUCACUUUCAUCAAGAGGCUUUUUAGUUCCUCUUCACUUUCUGCCAUAAGGGUGGUGUCAUCUGCAUAUCUGAGGUUAUUGAUAUUUCUCCUGGCAAUCUUGAUUCCAGCUUGUGCUUCUUCCAGCUCAGCGUUUCUCAUGAUGUACUCUGCAUAGAAGUUAAAUAAGCAGGGUGACAAUAUACAGCCUUGACUUACUCCUUUUCCUAUUUGGAACCAGUCUGUUGUUCCAUGUCCAGUUCUAACUGUUGCUUCCUGACCUGCAUAUAGGUUUCUCAAGAGGCAGGUCAGGUGGUCUGGUAUUCCUAUCGUUUUCAGAAUUUUCCACAGUUUAUUGUGAUCCACACAGUCAAAGACUUUGGCAUAGUCAAUAAAGCAGAAAUAGAUGUUUUUCUGGAACUCUCUUGCUUUUUCAAUGAUCCAUCAGAUGUUGGCAAUUUGAUCCCUGGUUCCUCUGCCUUUUCUAAAACUAGUUUGAACAUCUGGAAGCUCAGGGUUCACAUAUUGCUGAAGCCUGGCUUGGAGAAUUUUGAGCAUUACUUUAAUGGUGUGUGAGAUGAGUGCAAUUGUGCAGUAGUUUGAGCAUUCUUUGGCAUUGCCUUUCUUUGAGAUUGGAAUGAAAACUGAUCUUUUCCAGUCCUGUGGCCACUCCUGGGUUUUCCAAAUUUGCUGGCAUAUUGAGUAUGGCACUUUCACAGCAUCAUCUUUCAGGGUUUGAAAUAGCUCAACUGGAAUUCCAUCACCUCCACUAGCUUUGUUCAUAGUGAUGCUUUCUAAGGCCCACUUGACUUCACAUUCCAGGAUGUCUGGCUCUAGGUGAGUGAUCACACCAUCAUGAUUAUCUGGGUCAUGAAGAUCUUUUUUGUACAAUUCUACUCCUAAAUUCAUCAGUUUGUAAGUUUAUGCUAGGUUUUCUCAAUAACCAUUUUUACAUUUUAUAAAAACUGACCGAUGAAUAAGGGCCAGAAAGAAUACCUAGUAAGUCACCAGGUGAAAAGCCAGCAAAAUUAUAGAUGCAGAUUUUUCCCUAACCAGGAGUCACUGCAACGUGGUUAUUCAAAACCAUGAGGGGGAUAUUUCUCACAAUCUGAUUUCCCUAAAGCCCCUAGAAAUAAAUUUUCUCCUUAUUUGAUUUUAACCAUCAAAGAUACUAUGGUAUGGGAAAAAUCAGGCAUAUAUCAGAAAUAACCUUGUUUUGAUUUUUUUAUCUACAUGAACUAAUUAAAAUGUCUAUUUUUUUUAGUCUUAAAAAAUUAUAGAAGACUGUAGUCAUCUGAUUUAUCUUGCAUCUUUAGUUCCGUAAUCUUUAGUUAUUGCACAUUGUGCUUUCUGUUGCCCAUGGAUUUAUUAAUUUGUCUCCUUCCAUUUUGAGAGGACACCAUGGAUAGCUAAAUCCAUAUCAAGAGUAUGGGAGAUGCUGCUAACUGCUAUUACCAGAACAUCUUCAUUUUUUACUCCAUGCCACAAACGAUGUUUGCUAAACAAAAUCAUCCCAGUAUAAUAUUAUCAUUAUAUUUCUACUCAUGUUAUUGAAAAUACCCAGCUCAGUGCCUGGCUCAAUAAAUGUUUAUUCUCCUUGCUUCCCCUUCCUCUAUUUAUUUUUAUUUGAUAUGUAAAUGAAAAAAAUAACACGUGCCUGGCUGAAACAAUUUUCUUGAUGGAUUUUUGCUGCAAAAGGAUCUGUAAUCCAGAAACUAUUUAUAUAAAUUAGACCAAAACAAUUUUCCUCCUUUCUCUUUACCCUUCUGUAUGAUUGCAAAGUAUAAUUUCCCUCCUUUACCCCCAUCCCUCACACAAGAAGCUGCUAAAAAUAAAAAUAAAAUGAGAUGGAACCAAGAACCCAGGGAUAGAUCAGAAAAGCUCAUGUAAGUAUUAUAAAAUAAAGGAAAAAUCAAGCCAUUUGAAAAAUGGAAUGCUUUUGAACAGUAUGAUUCAUCAAUAUUACUAACAACAUCUCUUCUGACCAAAUUCAUUGGAUUAAGUGUAAAAUGCCAAUCUUUUAAUGGAUCUAGAUCUAGAAAUCUUUACCUACUGCUUAUGCUUGUGUUGCAGAAUUAUGGGAUGGUGUGGGGUUUGCUUUACAAAUUCUUCUGUGACUCCUAGAUUCUCUAAUGCCAUGUCUUACCAGGGAAUAAGAUAUUUCUUACAUGAGUAUCAUUCCCUAAAACUUGGCUUCUGUCAAAGACUGACUCCCCCAUGCUUACAUUGGUGCCAUCUGCCUUUAAUUAUUGGACACACGUUUACUUUGAAGCUGGAAAAAUUGGAGUGUCAGUCACCAGACAUAGCGUUCAUAUAAUAAUGAUGAGUUGCAGAAGUACUGUGUAGCUAAUUUUCCAAAAUGACAUGCUUUCCUAAAAGGAAACAGAAAUUAUAUGUUGCCACAUCUUUCCAGAACCAUAUCUGAAACCUUAACCCCACCAAACUCUACAACUGACUAAUCAACUUUUACACAUUCUAAAUCUCCCCUAUUUUGAGGGACUGUGAGAUAUAAUACCUAUUUAGCAGGAAUCUGGAUGUCUUGGAGUUGGAAGAUAGGGCAGGACUAUAGGAAAUGGGGGCUUCCCUGGUAGCUCAGCUGGUAAAGAAUCUUUGCAAUGCAGGAGACCCCAGUCCAAUUCCUGGGUCAGGAAGAUCCCCUGUAGAAGGGAUAGGCUACCCACUCUAGUAUUCUUGGGCUUCCCUGGUAACUCAGACAAUAAACAAUCCGCCUGCAAUACGGGAGACCUGGGUUCAACCCCUCGGUUGGAACGAUCCCCUGAAGGAGGGCAUGGCAUUCCACUCCAGUAUUCUGGCCUGGAGAAUCCCCAUAGACAGAGGAGCUCGGCAGGCUACAGUCCAUGGGGUCGCAAAGAGUCGGACAUGACUGAACGACUAAGCACAGCACAGCGCAUAGGAGACGGGGUUAUUGAAAAACCUCCAACAGGACCUUACCCGUUAGGGAAGCAGAUUGUCACAGUUUUAUCCUUCUGAAGAGUACAGAUGAGAUUAAACCCAUUCUUGAUAUUGUAAAGCGUAAUCUACUUUGAAGGUCUUGACACUUAAAUUGGAAUUCUUUUGCCCAUAACCUCACCUACUCCUGCUACCUAUACAAGUCUUAAGCAAUUUUGUCUUAUGAUCAGGUUCACACUAAAACUUAUACUUACCAAUGAACUUGAAACACAGGUACUUUUAUGAAUGUGAUAAAAUAUUUUUUAAGUAAAUCUAGAGGAUGUUAGUCAAAUACCACUUAGGUUGUCAGUUGGGGGAACACUGGUAUAAGCUAAGGGAGCUCAGGAAUUUUUAUUACUGUAUUUAUAAAUGUGUUUGAAAGAAUUUGUAAAUGUCACAGGUACAUUUUUAAGGUGAUACACAUUUGCUCCAUAAAUUAUUAAAAAUUAUGAAAUGAGUUUCAAUGACAUUUGGCAGUAGUUUUGCUUCAAGUGAUCAAUACUGAUAUUGUUACUGAACUAUGUAAUCUCAUGAUACAUUUUUCAAUACUUUUUCAGAGCAACUGCUUUUGCAAUGGUAGCAAUGCUUAAUUUAAAUUGAAUCAAUAAAUUUCUUCCUAAGCAAUGAU
This is a messenger RNA of Dama dama (fallow deer), 13583 nucleotides long. It is a transcript of the gene PRLR, whose product is annotated as prolactin receptor. Gene Ontology annotation, molecular function: cytokine receptor activity; cytokine binding. The coding region runs from base 79 to 1893 and encodes 604 amino acids. NCBI's taxonomy places the organism in Eukaryota, Metazoa, Chordata, Mammalia, Artiodactyla, Cervidae. Gene Ontology annotation, biological process: cytokine-mediated signaling pathway. The record is from RefSeq and is a predicted model, not a curated record. Gene Ontology annotation, cellular component: membrane; signaling receptor complex; external side of plasma membrane. The transcript has 9 exons.